AUGAGUUUUUCCUCCAAUGAUAUGGAACAAGACUCCAGGAGGCAAUUGUUCACCCAGAUUUUUGGUAUUGAGCGGCCUUUGUCGCCUCCCCCAAGUAAUGUACCGAGAGAACUGCCAGAUUCUUUAGAUAUGAUGAGUUUAAAGGCUGUGCUCAAUGAAGAUGUAGAGAACGAUUUACUGCAAAAUAGAGGUCAGAUCUCAGAAAACAAAACUGGGACUGAAAGGAGUGUUUUCAGAAGUCCUGUCCAUGUUCGUCAAAUAAGUGACGUUCCAAGUAUGGACACGGAGGAUGAUAUUGUGACUCCUCCAGAGUCGACUUCUCCACAGGCGUAUCCACCAGAGGAUCUUUCUUUACCUAAGCAGCGACCUAUGUCGCAUCAUCAUCAUGGUAGACCAGCGCCGCCCGCCAUGGACAUGAUUCAUGAAUCACCGAGAAGGUCAAAGAGUGAAAAUUUCAAUUCAAAGCCGUCUUUACCAAAACUUUCAACUACAGGACAAAUUAACAACAACAGCAGCAACAACUAUAGCAACAACAUUAGUAAUCUUAAUUCACGGGGAUCAUUCAGUGCCAAAAAAUCUCCGCUGCAAGGAUUUGGACUAUUUUCAAGAUCUAGCUCGAAAUAUUUGCAAGCGGAUGCAAACCUUUCGUCGAAUAAUUACAAUAAUAACUCAUCAUCUGAUCACAUUUUCGGAAGGACUCAGUCUAUAAGUUCUUCUACUUUCAAAAACUUUACUUCUUCUUUGCAUGGGAAAACUAAAACCGUUGGUGGUCGAACCAUUCCGCAAAAGUACGAUCACUCAACGAACCCAUUGCUUGAUUCAACGCUAGGUCUGGGCAUCAAACAAAGAGCAUCUUCUGCAUCGUUGUCCACCGAAUCAGCUAUGUCGAGGCAUAUACGUAGAACAUCCACCAGCUCAUUACACACAAAGCAUAUAGUGGUAUCAAGUUCUAUUAGGAGACCCCAGGUGUAUCCCGCAAUGCUAUCGAGAGUUGCGACAGCUUUCAGAAAGUCAAUCACAUUGUGCGAACACAAAAAAGAUGGACUAGUUUACAGAGACGCAUUUACUGGUCAACAAGCCAUUGAUGUCAUCUGCUCAAUAAUAAGGACAAAUGAUCGUAAUUUAGCUUUGUUAUUGGGGAGAGCACUUGAUGCUCAAAAACUCUUCCACGAUGUGAUUUAUGAACACAGGCUUCGUGAUUCCCCUAACGAAGUUUACGAAUUUACAGGCAAUUCCAGAGUUAUCGGUAAAGGCAUAUAUGAGAUCGGUUCUACUAACAAUUUCUCUGCUUCCCAAUCCAGCACUACCAUCGCACCUUCCAAAUCCGAAUCUAGUCUGUCUCUGAUGGAGAAACCGGAGGAUCUAGACUCUUAUCAUCAAGUGAACGGUGUAUUCACAUUGUUAGCAGAAUGUUACUCUCCAACUUGUACUAGAAACAGGUUAUGUUAUUCUAUUUCAUGUCCAAAGCGACUCGAACAACAAGCUCGUUUGAAUUUAAAGCCAAAUGGUGGAUUAAAAAGAAAUAUUUCUAUGGCAAUUGAUGAUGACGAUGAAGAAAAAUCAUCAUGGACAAGUUCUGUUCCAGAAGAACUCUGGAGUUCACUUACCAAACGUGAGAUUAAAAGACAGGAAGCUAUUUACGAAGUCUACAGCACAGAAAAGAAAUUUGUCAAAUCCCUUGAGAUUCUUAGAGAUACAUUUAUGAAGAAACUAGCUGAAACUAACAUCAUUCCUGCCGAUAUACGCAAAAAUUUUAUCAAACAUGUUUUCGCCCAUGUUAAUGACAUAUAUUCCGUAAACAGACGGCUCCUAGACGCUUUGUCAGAAAGACAAAAAGCAUCUCCGAUAGUCGAUGGAAUUGGUGAUAUUUUACUACGUUUCGUUCCAUUUUUUGAACCUUUUGUUAUGUAUGUGGCAUCCAGGCCGUAUGCUAAAUAUUUGAUCGAAACUCAGAGGUCCGUUAACCCAUAUUUCGCUCGGUUUGAUGAUGACCUGAUGAACUCUAAGUUAAGACAUGGGAUUGAUUCCUUUUUGUCUCAAGGUGUUUCUAGGCCAGGUCGUUAUGUCCUACUUGUUAGAGAAAUAAUGAAGUCUACCGACCCUGAAACUGAAAAGAGGGACUUGGAGAAUUUAACAAGGGCCCUAGAAGCCCUUCGUGCAUUUAUGAAACGUAUUGAUAAGGCUAGUGGUGCUGCUCAGGACAGACAUGAUGUUAAAUUGUUGAAGCAAAAGAUUCUUUUCAAGAAUGAGUAUGUCAACAUGGGAUUGAAUGAUGAUAAACGGAAGAUCAAGCAUGAAGGCCUUCUAUCAAGAAAAGAAAUUACCAAGAAUGAAAAUGGUGUUACAGGUGACCUUCAAUUUUAUCUACUGGACAAUAUGUUAUUAUUUUUGAAGUCAAAAGCAGUCAAUAAAUGGAAUCAACAUAAAGUUUUCCAGCGGCCUAUACCUCUCCCGUUGUUAUUUGCCGCUCCUGGUGAAGAAAUGCCAAGUUUAAAGAGACAUAUUUGCGGUAAACCGGAUAGUCAAGGUAUGGUUAUUUAUCCUGAUGCAAUCGCUGGCACGAAUCCCAGAAAUGCUAUCUCUUUCACGUAUUAUGGUGCUAAAAACAAAUACCAAGUAACGUUAUACGCAGCACAGUUCGCAGCAAUGCAAACGCUUCUUGAGAAGAUAAAGCAGGAACAAGCUAGGAUUAUCAAAGAAAACGAUAUCUUUAACGUUUGCAAAAUUAGUGAUAGGUAUUUUGAUUACUCCAAUAAGAUUAACAGCGUUGCAUCUUGUGAUGGCGGACGGAAGUUAAUAAUCGCCACCUCGCAAGGCCUAUUUUACAGUAACAUUAGAAGAGCAGAAAACUCUAUAAUAUUCGGGGCUCCUACAAAGCUUCUGACAAAGAGUAACAUCUCACAACUCUCUGUGUUAGAAGAAUUCCAAUCGAUCUUGAUCUUAGCUGACAAAAAAUUAUACAGCUGUUCAUUUGAUAUUUUAAAAAUAACAGAUCCUCAAGCGGGGAACACUUAUUUCAAGAAACAUGCCAAGGAACUAGUAACCCACGUCUCUUUCUUCAGUGAUGGAGACUGUAACGGUAAAAAGUUAAUCGUAACUGCACACACUUCUCACAAUUCCAUCAAAUACUUUGAGCACGAACAUCCAUUAUUGCAUGAAAAGAAACACACCAAGAAGAAAUUCACCGAGGUCGAGUUUGAUAGCGAGCCAGUAUCCAUAUCAUUCUUAAAAGCGAAUUUAUGUAUCGGUUGUAAAAAGGGUUUCCAAAUUGUAUCAGUAUCACAAAACGCACACGAACCUUUAUUAGACCCUGCGGACACCUCUUUAGAUUUUGCAUUAAAGGAUUCACUACAUCCUCAAGUCAUAUACCGCGUUGGAAACAUGUUUUUCUUAUGUUAUACAGAAUUCGCCUUCUUCGUCAACAACCAGGGCUGGCGUAAAAAAGAGUACAAUGUUGUACACUGGGAAGGUGAACCAGAAAAGUUCGCCAUUUGGUAUCCUUACAUCAUUGCAUUUGACAGUAACUUCAUUGAGAUCAGAAAGGUAGAAACCGGAGAGCUGAUCAGAUGCGUAGUCGGUGAGAAAAUAAGACUCCUUCAAACCAGUUCACAGGAGAUCCUCUAUGUCUACGAGGAUGAAAGAGGCUACGAUACGAUUGCAUCUCUUGAUUUCUGGGGUAAGUAG
Molecule: messenger RNA, 3684 nt
Organism: Kluyveromyces lactis
Lineage: Eukaryota; Fungi; Ascomycota; Saccharomycetes; Saccharomycetales; Saccharomycetaceae
Gene: ROM2
Product: Rho family guanine nucleotide exchange factor ROM2
Exons: 1
Coding region: 1-3684 (1227 amino acids)
Biological process (GO): intracellular signal transduction
Molecular function (GO): guanyl-nucleotide exchange factor activity
Source: RefSeq, a predicted model, not a curated record